AAAAUAACUGUGAGUAUAAUAACGUUCCAAAGUUGGAAGCUCCCAGCUCUUGGAAGCGUCCAGACGUCGCCUUGUCGUAUGUAAUAAAAGGGAAAAAGCUCGCUUGGCUUUUCCAGCGACAGCAGAUGACUCAUUGAUGAGAAAGAAAAAGAGGAAUUUUUUGUUUGCAAUCGGACAAGAAUAUUCGAUUAUCUUCGAUAAGUUACAGAAAUCAACCGAGAAAACGUUUAGAAUUUGAAUCAGGCAAAGAGUGUUGUUGCUCAAAACCCGAAUUUACUUUAGAUAUAUUUUAGGGACGAUAGACGAUGCGUCUUGGGCGAUGUGCAAAGAAUGGACCCCAGCACAACACAGCCUUUUCCAGACGGCAAAUUUCUUUUUCGCUGCCGCAUUUUUGGUUCCUGGGAGCUUUAAGCAAAGCGUCCUUUUAGUUAGGGCUCUCCUCUCGUUCGGAUAUUUCUUCCUGGCCAUUUGGGGAGGAAUCGAAGUUUGUGCUCCCGAUAUUUUAUUAUGGAAUUUAAUAAUCGUGAUAUUAAAUUGUACACAUACUGCCUUGCUAACUUGGAGAUUUCUACCUCCAACCCUUACGCUGGAAUUAACCGAACUUUACAUUAAGGUAUUUAAGCCUCUUCGAGUUAGUAAAAAGCACUUUAAGGAACUGGUUAGAGAAGCCAAAGUUCAGACUUUAGAAUGCGGUGAUAUAUAUGCUGUGGAGGACGUAAGUCCUGCGGAUGAGAGACUAUCAAUUUUGCUCAAGGGAAGAUUACGUGUUACGUGUGACGAUACUCAUCUGCACUUUAUCAAUCAACAUCAAUUUGUCGACUCACCAGAAUGGGAGGCUAAUCACGAACAGUCUGAUGAUGUUUUCCAAGUGACAAUCACCGCCGAAGAGGACUCCACAUACAUUUGCUGGCCGAGAAUGAAACUGGAACGAGUUCUACGACAUAGACCGAUGCUCAAAACUGUCCUCGACGCCGUUAUAGGCAAAGACAUAACGCAGAAGCUAUAUGCGCUCAAUGAACACUUGAGUGGAUUAACUGAUGAAAGAAAUAGAGGCAAAAGAGACGCAUUGUGGGCAAAGACCAAUAGCAGAAGCAUGUCAAUGGAUGCAGUCAAUACCGGGACAUCCGGCUUGGUGCGCUCUCAGGCAUACAAACUAGCUUCGUUCAAGAACGUUCCUCCUUUCAGCCCAAACUUAGGCUCGAUGGGCAAACUCCAGAGCCACAAGCCCCAACAUUGGGUACCGGUGGUGGCAACGCAGUUCCCGAAAAAGUCUCCAUUUAUCCAGCAAAACUCUACAAACAGUCUUCGAAUACCGGAGAUUCAUUCGACUCCGCCGCCACAGCGGUCGAAAUCCUUGAAAGGAUCGAAAAAAGAUCGCGAAGUGAAAUUUAAGGCGCCGCUAAAAUAGGAAUAUAUAAUACCGAGGACUCAAGAAGUUGGAAGAGCCACUACUGUAGCUGAGACAAACAGUUCUUUGCAACUUUAAGAUAAGCUUCCAGUGCCACAUCACAUGCCUUUUUAGCAGGAUGGAAAUCGAAAAAUGCCGGCUUUCGAAUGGUCAAAUUAAGUGGUACUGUGUAUUACUGGAUUCUUGCUCGUUUGGAAUUAAUUUUUAUUUAAUCACUGAGCUGAGUUUUCAAGCAAAUAUCCAGUAAUACUCUGAUGAGUCUUUGGUAUUAAUCAGUGAAAGUUUUAGGGAACGCGUUAGAAGUUGAAACAUUGUUUAUGAAUGUUACUACAUUUUUAGGGUUUAUAGGGUCUACAUUGUGAUUUCGUUAUUAUUGGAAUUGUUCGAAUUAGGUUUAACUUUUGCACAAUUGAGUCUUGAUUUUCGUUUCAAACUUGCAUUAAGAAGACAUUUUUGGAAAACUACGUUUAGCUGAGUUAACUUUUGUGUCAACAUCGACGUGUUCAGUAUAAUAGAGAUGCGAAUUGUACUCAUAAUGGAAUUUGGCGUAAUUUUUUUACCAUCGACUGGUUUUUCUAAUUUGUAAUAUAAUUAAUUAGUGCACUGCUCGCUGUGAUAAACUACAUUUGCUUUUCCUAUGAAGUCAAUUUGUUUCCUGAAAUUUCCUUUUUAUUCGAAAUUGAGUGCUGUUGUUCGAGAACUUCGUAAACAUUUUUGAUAUUUUCCUUCAAAACACAUUUGUUGCAUUAGCUGAAAACAAACUGUAGAGGCUUUAGAUGGACGUGAAGGGUUUAAUGUUAUAACAUCGACAUAUUUUCAAUUUGGACCCUUUUUAAAUGACUGGGGAUUCAAACUACAACUGUGCUCUAUUUCGAGCGCAAUUGCUUUGCUAUAAAUUUCUCGCACUAUUAAAGUUUUAAUUAUUCCUGUAAAAACAAUAAUUUUUUGAUAUUAUAAAGUGGCAUUAAAUUGAAUCUCAAACCGAAAUUUUUUUUCCCCAAAUUAAUGAUACUUAAAAUUUAGUCACUCAAUAAUAAUUAAUGCCCAAUUAUGUGACCACAAAACAAAAUUGUGCCUUUGGUCUAAGAACCCUACAUAGCAAAAGCAUUUCAGCAAGUUUCGUUUUUCAUCUAAAGCACAAUUAAUUUAUUGAGUAGCCUGUCGACUAUGUUGUGCGUGUUUAAAUGUCGUAGCUGCAAUACGUAUACAAAAAAAUGUACAAAUACAUUUCUCAUUUGAUUUUAUCGAAGGAAAAGCUCAUUUGAAAUUACUUGUACAUUGUCUCACUAUAUGUAAGAUACAUUUAUACAGUCUAAUAUAGCCUAAACUUAUUUUACUCCCCGAUAUAACAUGUCACAUAGGUAAAUAAUCAAUGUCUAUUGUAAUGCAUUUUAAUAUAGACUAGUAAUUAACAAAGGACUCUGAACAUCUCAAACGAUCAAAAAAUCCACAAUUUGCCUUCCAAAGAGUAUAAGCUAUAUAUAUUUUAUAAGUAAUGAUCUCCAUUGCAACUGGUUUUUUUAUGUAUAGUAUUUAAUAUUA
Dendroctonus ponderosae (mountain pine beetle) is the source of this 2950-nucleotide messenger RNA. RefSeq names its product blood vessel epicardial substance-A. NCBI's taxonomy places the organism in Eukaryota, Metazoa, Arthropoda, Insecta, Coleoptera, Curculionidae. Gene Ontology annotation, molecular function: cAMP binding. The transcript is spliced from 6 exons. Gene Ontology annotation, cellular component: sarcolemma. Bases 320 to 1408 code for a protein of 362 amino acids. The record is from RefSeq and is a predicted model, not a curated record.